AUGGGGAACGUGUGGAGCUACUAUGCGGGGGACAGCGACGCCUUCGACAAGGCUGCGUGCUUGCCGACGGGGGACGCCUGCUCAGCCUUCUACACGCUCUUCAGACGGAGCGCAGCGAAGGUUGUGCUGCAGCAAGAGGCGUCUGGCCUGACUUCGGCGCGUGAGCAGGUUCUGCUGACGCUGGAGAACUGGGUCAGCGAGGCCGCGGUCUUGUACGACCAACAAGGCGAGUUCCCCGUCACGGUGACUAUGCAGGAGGAGCUGACGUUCGACGCAGCCAACGCCAGUCGCCAUGCGCCCCAGAAAGAGAUCGACAGUGGUGUACCAGCCUCCUUGGAGGAGAAUAUCCUCAAAGGUUUGUGCUCCAACCCGUUGAGCACGCCCGACAGCAUCUUCAAGAUCAUGGUGCAGCUUGGCAAGCGCCUCCGCGGGGACGAGUUCCUUCGUGUGGUGGGCAAGUACCCACGAGCGGCGCGGAUGUUCGCCAGUCAGCAGCUCAUCGCUCGCUCCGACGUGGGCAACAGCUUCAAGAUGAGCGUGUUGCAAGGGGGUUAUGGUCAAGCUGCAGAUGUGGUAGGCAAGACAGCGUACGGAGACAGCGUACUGGAGACAAAGCGCAGUCGACUGAAGGAGGCGGCCAAGCUGCUCCAAGCCUCGAUGGAUACAUCUUCCCCCUCCAUCACAUCGACGCUGUCACUGGGUGCAACGGAGCUGCACAAGUUGUCCUCGUCUCGAUCAGCGGACUCGUUCAACCAGGUGAUGACGAAUGAGCUGCUCGAGCUGCUCGAGACACAGCGAUCGAUGGAGCGCACUCUGUCUCUCCCCGCUGGGCUCCUCGUCGGAGGUUCUUUGGUGGAGACCGUCCAGAAGCUGGUGACGCUGCACCCGGUACAUCGGCAGGCUCUAGUACUCGCUGUCGACUGCGCCGAGGCGUAUUGCAUCCCCCCUCGACAGUUCUGGUGGACGCUGUUGAGAGUGCUAGCACGAACGGAGCAGUGGGAGACGCUGGUGGCCCUGGCAGGAGCCAUUCGACCGCCCAUCGGGUACGUGUCCAUUAUCGAGGUAAUGCUCGACGAAGACCAACACAAUUUAGCUCGGGUUCUGCUCGAAGCCAUCCAAGAUCCCAAUGAACGCGAGCAAGUCGCCGCAUUACUCGCCGAAGACCAAGACGACGACCAGGAACCACGGCAGCUUGACACACUGUAA
Messenger RNA from Phytophthora sojae, 1206 nucleotides. RefSeq lists its product as hypothetical. Bases 1 to 1206 code for a protein of 401 amino acids. Gene Ontology annotation, cellular component: HOPS complex; lysosomal membrane; endosome. Gene Ontology annotation, biological process: intracellular protein transport; vacuole fusion, non-autophagic; endosomal transport. The transcript has a single exon. Gene Ontology annotation, molecular function: actin binding. The record is from RefSeq and is a predicted model, not a curated record. Lineage: Eukaryota; Oomycota; Peronosporomycetes; Peronosporales; Peronosporaceae.